UAGCGCGUGCUAUAACCGGAGCCGCGAGCGCUUCCAGCUGGACGUUUGCUUUUCUCCCUUCCUCGUCAUGAGGAGCCUGACGGUCCGGCUGCUGUGGGCUCUGGCAGGACUCCUGAUGGUGCUUUCUCCUGGGAAAAGUAGCAUUGAGCCUCAGUGUAAUUUGUACUCCCUACCUGGAUGCCCAAGGAACUUUAAUCCAGUUUGCGGAACUGAUGGAGAAACAUAUGCAAAUGAAUGUAUGCUUUGUAUGACAAACAGAGAACAUGAUAAAGACAUACAAAUUGCCUAUAAGAGUUCCUGUUCAUGAGAGGAGGUUCAAGGAACAGAAAAGGGAAACCCAUAACCUGCGAAGAAGUUGAAACCAUACUUUAAAUGUGCCUUUUAAGCUGCUAAAAUAAAUGCAAGCUUACUUGCUUUUAUCCAA
Messenger RNA from Python bivittatus (Burmese python), 424 nucleotides. RefSeq names its product serine peptidase inhibitor Kazal type 2 (gene SPINK2). NCBI's taxonomy places the organism in Eukaryota, Metazoa, Chordata, Lepidosauria, Squamata, Pythonidae. Gene Ontology annotation, molecular function: protein binding; serine-type endopeptidase inhibitor activity. The record is from RefSeq and is a predicted model, not a curated record. Gene Ontology annotation, biological process: spermatid development; negative regulation of serine-type endopeptidase activity.